Menidia menidia (Atlantic silverside) is the source of this 1611-nucleotide messenger RNA. The record is from the annotation of a GenBank genome assembly. NCBI's taxonomy places the organism in Eukaryota, Metazoa, Chordata, Actinopteri, Atheriniformes, Atherinopsidae.
AUGAACCUGCAGCAGCCAGCCUCCUUCAUCCCCCCCGUCCACCCGGAUGUGCAGAUGAAAGCGCUGCCGUUCUACGACGUGCUGGACAUCCUCAUCAAGCCAUCGAGUCUAGGAGCAAGCGCAACACAGAGGUACCACCAAGAAAAAUAUUUCAUCUUUGCCUUGACUCCCCAGCAGGUUCGAGAAGUAUGCAUAUCCCGAGACUUUCUUCCAGGUGGCAGAAGAGACUACAUGGUUCAAAUUCAGCUGAGGUUCUGCUUGUCAGAGACCAGCUGCCCCCAAGAGGACAACUACCCCAAUAGCCUCUGCAUCAAAGUGAACGGGAAGCUUUUCCCUUUGCCCGGAUAUGCACCGCCACCUAAAAACGGCGUGGAGCAGAAGAGACCCGGCAGACCUCUCAACAUUACCUCCCUCGUCAGACUUUCCUCUGCCGUGCCAAACCAGAUAUCGGUCACAUGGGCGCCCGAAAUUGGAAAGACCUAUUCUAUGUCCGUGUACCUGGUGAGGCAGCUGACAUCGCCACUGCUCCUCCAGAGGCUGAGGAUGAAGGGCAUCAGAAACCCAGACCACUCCAGAGCACUAAUUAAGGAGAAGCUGACGGCAGACCCUGACAGUGAAGUAGCCACAACGAGCCUCAGAGUGUCGCUCAUGUGCCCGCUGGGUAAGAUGCGGCUGACGGCGCCCUGCCGGGCGGUGACCUGCUCCCACCUGCAGUGCUUUGACGCUGCGCUCUACCUGCAGAUGAAUGAGAAGAAGCCCACCUGGAUCUGCCCCGUGUGCGACAAGAAGGCCGCCUACGAGAACCUCAUCAUUGACGGUUUGUUCCUGGAGAUCCUGAACGACUGCUCGGACGUGGACGAAAUCAAGUUCCAGGAGGACGGGACCUGGUGCCCGAUGAGGCCCAAGAAAGAGGCGGUGAAGGUCCCCUCCCAGCCAGUCGCCAAAGUUGAGCCGGUGGCCGCCGUGCGCCAGUCCUCGGUGGUGUCCCAGUCUACGGACACCGGCCCGAGCAGGAAGGCGGACGUCAUCGACCUGACCCUGGAAAGCUCCUCCUCCUCCGACGACGACGAGAAGGACGCGGACCCCCCGCUGAAGAAGCAGUGCAUCUACAUGUCCAAGAGCGAGGAGCUGCAUGCAAAAGGGGUGCUGACCUACCAGCCCACGCUGCACGUGCCAAACGUCCAGGCCCUGGAGCAGUCCUACCUGAGCUCCACGCUGGCCGACUUCGCCGUCCCCUUCCACCCCUCCACCCUGGCCAGCAUCCCCACCGACAUGCAGAGUGAGUCGCUAUGGAGACCUCACCGGCUCACCCCCCCGCUGCCCGUCACUGACCACGUGUCUCUCCCCACAGGUCUGGAUCUGUUUUCUUUAAUCCAAGCUGACCCACAGCACUACCGGCCGCAGAUGUUCCUGGACAGCCUGGCGGGCAGCAUGCAGAGCGCGGCCAGCACCAGCUCGGCCCUGGUGUCCUCCUCCUCCUCCAGCGGUCACUACGACGGCGCCGGCAGCCGCGCCGCCGCCAUCCACGACGGGCGGGGCCUCUCCGGGGGGGGGGCGGGCGCCGCCGGGGGCACGGACAGCAGCAUCUCCGACAUCAUUUCUCUGGACUGA